Messenger RNA from Colletotrichum graminicola M1.001, 753 nucleotides. RefSeq lists its product as uncharacterized. NCBI's taxonomy places the organism in Eukaryota, Fungi, Ascomycota, Sordariomycetes, Glomerellales, Glomerellaceae. The record is from RefSeq and is a predicted model, not a curated record. The transcript is spliced from 2 exons. The coding region runs from base 1 to 753 and encodes 250 amino acids.
AUGAAGUACCUUAACCUCGGCCUUGUUGCCCUUUCCUCCCUCUUCGCCAGCGCCUACGCGGCCCCCGCCAACGCCGUUGACGGUCUUGUUUCCGACAGCAACAACCUUCCCGCCCUCAAGAACGCCCCUGCCACUCCCGACGUUCCCGUUCUCUCUGAGUUUCCCGGCGUCUCCGAUGCCACCGACAAGGUGAACAAGCGCGCCCAGAUCGUCCACACCAAGGUCCAGUAUACCUACAUUGAGGUCAGGAAGCACUGUGGUGCCAUCAACGAGACCGUUGACAACACCCCCCCCGGCCAGGUCCAGCAGAAGAAGGCGGACAUCAUCAAGCUCGUCAAGUCUGAGGUCGCCAUCAUCGUCAGCCUCAUCAACACUCUUAUCACCGACGUUGUCGAGCUUCUCGGCGAGAGCACCGAGAUUGUCGGCGACGAGAAGGACCAGAUCAUCAGCUCCGUUCUCCAGCUUGUCUUUGAGAUCCUUUGCACUCUGCAGAAGGUUAUCAAGGUCCUCGGCAUCACCAUCUUCGAGCUCCUGGGUCCUCUUGUCUUUGUCCUCCUCUCCGUCGUCUGCCAUCUUCUCACCACCCUCAACACCAUCGUUGCAGGCCUUCUCCAGUGCGUUCUGUCCACCCUUGGCGGUGUCAUCGGUCUCCUUCUCGAGGUACUCAGCGGCCUCCUGCCUACCGUCCUCGGCCUUGCCGGUGGCAUCCUCGACAAGCUCAACCUUGAUGGCCUCCUCUGCAACCUCCUCUAG